Hippocampus zosterae (dwarf seahorse) is the source of this 1296-nucleotide messenger RNA. It is a transcript of the gene hdip1, whose product is annotated as chromosome 4 C16orf87 homolog. The coding region runs from base 221 to 703 and encodes 160 amino acids. Lineage: Eukaryota; Metazoa; Chordata; Actinopteri; Syngnathiformes; Syngnathidae. The transcript has 4 exons. The record is from RefSeq and is a predicted model, not a curated record.
UGCCACCUGAGGACACGCUCUGCGCAUGCGCGUAACUCGAGGAGCUAAAAUAACUACUUUUUUUAAAUACAUUUGAGCUGCCCGUCGUGUCGACGAGUGUGUCAAAUUAUACGCGUGUUUUAUAUAUUUUAUUUGCCUUUCUUUUGUGAUGUAUCCCUCCAUCUGAGGACUAGUUGGCGUAGACGAGGCGACCCGUUUUUGUCGUCGUUGCAGACAGACUAUGUCGACAAAUAAAACAAAGAAAGUCAAAAUGGCUACGAAAUCUUGUCCCGAAUGCGACCAACAGAUUCCCGUGGCGUGCAAGUCGUGCCCAUGUGGCUUCGUGUUCAUCAGCAGGAAACUCCUCAACGCCAAGUUGAACGAGUGCUCGUCCACCAACGCGGCGGACAAGCUGGAAAGCAAGCGUCGGCGCACGGAGCGCAUCCGUCGCGAUCGCCUGGACGGCAGCCUGGCGGCUGUGGCGGCGAGCGACGGGGCGGAGGGCAGGAAGCAGCAGCCCAGGGCCAACGGCCAGGCCGAUCCCAUCCGCAGGGGGCGGGGCCGACCCAAGACGGUCGGACUCAAGAAACACGAGGACGACAAAGAGAAACAGGAGAAGGAAGUGGACGUGUACGCGGGCCUGUCGGACGAGCGGGCCUUCGUGUUCUCGGUGGCGUUGGCCGAGAUCAACCGCAAGAUCCUGGCUCAGACGCUCAUUUUGUAAGCGCCCCCGGCGGGCGCCGGCGCGGACUUUCACGUGGAGCUUGCCCCUGACCAGGUGACCCCAUCGAAAGCGGACUUUGAAAUAACACCCUCCGUCUCAACUUGACUUCCCCCAGGAGAUGGGCUGGUACUCCCCACGGGGCCAGGAACCGGUGGGGUGGGGUGGGGUGGGGUGGGCUUCUAGCGGCUCAGUUACCAAUGAGUGAGGAGCUCUUGAUCCUGUUGUCUCGACAACAAGUUCCAGGUACUUUUGUUGAAAAUGUAACUGGUGUUUGUGAUGGGUCAUCCGCUUCCAGCGCAUGCAAACGCCCCGUCGGUGAGAGCGCCUUUCCACCGCUGGCCCCGGGAGGCCUUGAAAGCUGGGCACCAUUGUUUGGUUCUGGGGCCAAAAGAAGACCCUCUUAUGAGAGGUCACGGAACCUUUGGGAUGCAACUGCUGAGGAAAUACAAGUUGCCGGAACUUUGGCCGGUUUGCAGGUCAGGAAGGCGUGGAAUUUGGAAGCAGCUCUCCUGGAAGUUGACGAAAAAGAAUAUUCGACGCCAGUGCGAUGAGAUUGGGAACAUAAAAGCCGCAAGUACUUGCGCUUUGAUUGC